AUGAAAGUGACAUAUAUUCUCAAAAAAAUGAAGAAUUAUGAUUUUAAUAAACAAAAUUACUCCUUAGAUGAAUGUGAAGGAAUGAGAUAACAUAUAAUCACAAAAAUACCUUAGGAUAAGAAGAUCAUAGAAUUAUUAAAUUUUUGUUCAUCAUACAUCUUUAGACUACAAAUACAUAUAGUGUGGAUCAAAUUUUUUUUCAUUUAUUAGUUGAAAUAAAGGAGGAUUUAAAACAAAAUCAUUUGAAAAAUUAGAAUUUGAAAUACUUCUCAGCACACUUCAUGAGAUGCAACUUAAGUGGAUCAGAAUUUGAAAAGUUCAACAUAAGUGGAAUGAAUUUAAUGAAGCAAAAUUCAUUAAUUGUAAGUGGAGGAAUUUAAUAAUAAAUGAGGUGAUGAAGUUAAAUUGUAAUAGAGGUAGAGUAAAUAAUGUUUGCUUUUCUUUUGAUGGCCAGAUAUUAGUUUAUUGCAAUUGUGAUAAUUUUAUACUUUUUUUGGAUGUUAGAACUCGAAAUAAAAAAUCUAUUUUUAAGUGUAAGAGGAAUGCAUAAUGUGUGUGCUUCUAACCAAGUAGUAAGUUAUUAGCUUAUUCCAGUUACAAAUAUGUGUAUUUGUUGAACUUGAAAAUUGGGAAUUUCUCUCCUGAGCACUACAUUUGCAUCUGGUAGUUCAGACCAUUCUAUCCAAUUAUGAGAUGUUAAGACAGGAUAAUAAAAAGCCAAUUUAAAUGGUCAUUCAGAUGAUGUAAGAACAAUAGUAUCUCCCCUGAUGGUACUACAUAAGUAUCUGGUGGUGAUCAUAAGUCUAUCCGCUUAUGGGAUGUAAAAACAGCAAAAGAGAUUUUAUCUUAAGAUGAUUGUUACAAAGACCUUCUUAAUUAGUUUAAAUUCCCACGUUAAAGUCAAUCCAUUUCAUAUAAUAGUAUUUAAUUAUUCAUUAUUUAGCUAAUUUUGAUCGUACAAUACUUCGAAUAUGUCAAAAUCAAAUUUUGGAAGCUUUAAAAGCUUUAAUCCUUUAUGGAGAAUUAUCCAUAAUUAAGGAUUAGAAUUAAAAAUCAUUAUUCAAAUCCAAAAGAACUUGUAUUUUAGAAAACUAAAUCGAAUUGAAACAUAGAAACCUGAAAUUUGUAUGAUAUAAUGAAUGUUAUUAUUUUAGAAAAAGCAGAAUUCAAUCCAAUUUAAUCACUUUAGGAAUGACAUUAUUUAAUUUAGACAGAUACCCAGAGGCUAUUGA
Messenger RNA from Paramecium octaurelia, 1232 nucleotides. NCBI's taxonomy places the organism in Eukaryota, Ciliophora, Oligohymenophorea, Peniculida, Parameciidae. The record is from the annotation of a GenBank genome assembly.